Molecule: messenger RNA, 1416 nt
Organism: Coccidioides immitis RS
Lineage: Eukaryota; Fungi; Ascomycota; Eurotiomycetes; Onygenales; Onygenaceae
Product: g1/s-specific cyclin pcl1
Exons: 4
Coding region: 1-954 (317 amino acids)
Source: RefSeq, a predicted model, not a curated record
AUGCACGGCCAGGGGUCCGGCUCGCCAAUGAAUAGGGGGCGUCCUUGUUUGUUUUACUUCAGACAGGAGUCAAGUCAGCGAUUCGAGGUGGGAAGUUUAAACUUUGUUGCUGGCCGAUUCCGAACGCGUCAAUGGCGACUUGAGGAUUUCCAGCCAUGGUGGAAAGGCAAAACUGUUUGCUCAGACCCGUGGGUUAUCCGUGUGUUGUGGGCGGCGAGGCAUCAAGUCGCCGCAGGACAAGGUGCAACGACCGCUACCACGGCGUUCUAUUGGGCGACCUGGAAGUCAAGCGGUCAAUCCAGACUUCAGCCAGAAGGGAGAGCACUCCCUCACCUCGUGAGAUCUGCUCAAGCUGACUGCUCACCGCGAAUGAUCUUCGUGCCAACAACCCACGGCGCUAAAGCGUCCACCUGCUCGUCCACCAAAGAGCAACGCUUGGAGACGAUGAUUUUUGGCGCUGCUUCUGAUCCAGCAGCCGCCUGGCCCCGGUACCCAGCAUCUGCAAAAUAUGUAUUCUGGUCCAGAUGCGAAUUGUUUCUGACGAACUGCUCGUUGCUUGUCUUCUCCCGCUUUCUAUAUUAUGGGCUUGAUGACCUCGCCUCAACUAUCCGCUUCACGAGGGUUGUCCACAUGCUUUCAUCCCAUGUGCCCUUUCAUAUCCUGUUGAGCGGUUUUCCUUUAACGAAUUUCCUUACCGUUCUUUUUAUUUCUUCGUUCAUUUAUCUUGAUCACUUGCUCUUUGGCAUUACAGCCGGUGUAUCUGGAAUACACCAACGGUCUAUUCGUCUUCUGGUCCCACAUUGCCAGGGCUCAAAAGGCAUAAUCGGUCGCUUAUUUUCAUACAAGGGUGCUGAAAGAUUAAGACUCAAUCUUCACUGCACAAUCACACUGUCGAAUCAUCCCGCUGGCCGGACACCUCGCAUUGAUCCCCUUAAUAUAUCACCUUCGACCUAAUAAUCUAAUACUCUCUACAUUUGGUUUCAUCCGGAGUUGGACGAACCUUCGAAUUCUUUUUCCCCAAAUACCAUCCUUGCUUUGGUUAUCUAUCUGAUUCGAAUUCGCACAUUGCAUUUUCUACCGUUCACAAAAAGUCGACAACUGUUAUCAACGUUCAGGAGUUCCAGCUUUUUGUUUAUUCUUUCUCUCUUUCCAGAACGAUGCCUGUAACCAUGGAGAGAACAACUUCAUGUUAUGAUCGGGAGGCCAUGAACGAAUUUAUUAUGAUGCCUGUUUCGAACGAUAUGAUCCGGUAUCUGGCUCAGAAGGCGUCUGAGGUUCUCCAGUGCGGAGAUGAUGCUAUGCCACCCACGCAGAACCGAGGCCAGCCCAUCACUCCUCCAGAGAGCCCCCGGCCUGGUGCCACCACCUCGUCCCAGCCUGCUCUUCCAUCCGUCGACUCAUUUAUCCGCAACUUAG